AUGGAUCACAAGACCAGGACUUACCCCGUCCUGGGCAGUCCACGCCACGUCUCUCUGUCCGUCUCUUGGUCCACCCAUAUCCACGUCCACGGGACUAGAACUACCAGUCUCUGGCUUCAACGCCUCCAUCUCCGCCUCAACCUUUCAUCCGAUUAUAGUGAUCUGCUGAUCCAAACGCCACCGUCACUCUUCCGACUGCUUCAUCAAGACGACACAAGACACAUUUGGCUCCUCUCCGGCGACGAUACGAGUAGGAGUAACAACCCGUCGAGUCCGCGUCGACUGCCAUUUCCCAUUACGACGACAUACUCGCGACGUCCUAUAGCCCGCCUCAUAGCCCUCUACUACACUGUCACCCCCUCGCGCUCUUCUUGCCGAGGCGCCGUCAUAAUUGCCGGCUCGACUCUUAAUGCGUCCCGCCCUUUGCCCAUCAGCCAUCGACAGCCACCCGUCUCAUCUGAUAGUUGGGCUCCAAUUUCGUCCAUGGUGCAGUUAUCUUUCGACACCUGA
Sodiomyces alkalinus F11 is the source of this 510-nucleotide messenger RNA. RefSeq lists its product as hypothetical. The transcript is spliced from 4 exons. The record is from RefSeq and is a predicted model, not a curated record. The coding region runs from base 1 to 510 and encodes 169 amino acids. Lineage: Eukaryota; Fungi; Ascomycota; Sordariomycetes; Glomerellales; Plectosphaerellaceae.